Molecule: messenger RNA, 6546 nt
Organism: Paramormyrops kingsleyae
Lineage: Eukaryota; Metazoa; Chordata; Actinopteri; Osteoglossiformes; Mormyridae
Gene: tbx21
Product: T-box transcription factor 21
Biological process (GO): regulation of transcription by RNA polymerase II; cell fate specification; positive regulation of DNA-templated transcription
Cellular component (GO): chromatin; nucleus
Molecular function (GO): RNA polymerase II cis-regulatory region sequence-specific DNA binding; DNA-binding transcription factor activity, RNA polymerase II-specific
Source: RefSeq, a predicted model, not a curated record
GCAUGUGUUUUAAGAGUUCAGAGGAAGCUAGGUCGAAAAUAAGGGUAGACAAAUGUAUUCCGAGAUUUAGAAUUAAAAAUAGCCAAUGAAGAGUGUUAUUAUGUUACAUGAUAGUUUAAAUCUAGUUUUUGUUAUUUAAUACGUAUUUUAACGGUAGAACCUGAAAAAAGAAUGUGAAACUUUAUGCUUAGCAUACAGACUAGUCAAUAACCUUAGUCGAUGUAACAGCCGUAACGUUUUUUUCUUUUGAGUAAAGAGUCGUAUUUUUCGUAGUCAUUGCCUUUAUUAUUUUAUUUUUUUUUACUAAAACUUACAGACACUGUGAACUUAUGACAUUUCAAAGACGUUCAGAUUGUAGCUGCAAAUGGGCGGUAUAGGUGGUAAUUUUUACCCCAGCAUGUUGAAUGGGACUGAAACGCAAAGUUUUGAGAAAGACGCUGAUAUUAACAACCACGUUUACCGCACCAAGGAUUUAACUGACCUUAAAAUGGGAAUCCAAGAUACCAGAUUUUAUUAUCAAGACCCUAUCCAAAACAGCCCGGACAAUCUGCCUCUCCCGUACCAUGCGGGUCAGGCUGUGGCCGGAUUCGAAGCACAGACCGGGAGGUAUUACCCUCAUACGCCGCUCACUAGCUGUCCUUUCAAUACCAUGCGAUCCCAGGGGAGGAACGGCCCGGGACAGGGCUGUGCACCGGCAGGAGGGGACGGUUUUGCGACGACGGCCAAAGACGUUUACCAGGCUGGUGGAGAGAGUUACACUUCGCCCUUCCAGCACCCGUAUCCGCGACCAGCCCUAUAUCCUUUACCUGGGCUACAGGUGUGCGGAAAGACGCAAGCUCUUCUGAACAACUUCCCACUUUGGGCCAAGUUCCACAAAUAUCAAACCGAAAUGAUCAUUACCAAACAGGGACGGAGAAUGUUCCCCUAUCUGAGCUUCAACAUUAGCUCUUUGGAUCCAUCUGCUCACUACAAUGUGUACGUGGAUGUGGUUCUGGCUGACCAGCACCACUGGAGAUACCAGGGUGGGAAGUGGGUGCAGUGCGGAAAGGCUGAAGGAAACAUGCCAGGUAACAGGAUGUAUAUGCAUCCUGACUCACCCAACACUGGGGCUCACUGGAUGAGGCAGGAAGUAUCUUUUGGCAAACUGAAGCUCACCAACAACAAAGGAAGCUCCAACAAUGUGGCACAGAUGAUUGUGCUGCAGUCUCUACAUAAAUAUCAACCCCGACUGCACAUUGUGGAAGUAAAGGAGGACGGCUCUGAUGAUCCCUUCGUGACUUCCAAGACCCUGACCUUCGUCUUUCCUGAGACACAGUUCAUAGCUGUCACCGCCUACCAGAAUGCAGACAUCACUCAGUUAAAAAUAGACCACAACCCCUUUGCCAAAGGUUUCCGGGACAAUUAUGACGCGCUAUAUGCACCUCCCGACACGGAACGGCUAACCCCCUCCCCCUCGGAGAGCCAGCAGCUUCUCCCUGGCAGCUGUUACCACCAGCCCUACCUUCCCGACCAGUACAUGGGUGCCCUGCCCCAGAGCCGCUUCUUUAACAGAGAGCGCAUGACCAUAGGCCAGCAGCCCAAGGACGCCAGUAACGGCCCCCAUAGUCACUGGUAUCUCCCCAGCCAGCAGGGGACGGGCUCCAGCCGGCUAGACUUCAACUCAUACGAAGGAGACUACUCUGGUAGUGGCUUCUACAAACCCUUCUCCCUCCAGGGGCCAGCGCACUCUCAUCUGGGGUACUAUCCGGACCACCCCUUCACCUCUGGCAGCAUCAGCACAGCUACUCCUGGGGUCUGGAAUACAGGCCGACCCUCGCCACAGUACCUGAACCACUCCCUGCCCAGUAAGCCCACUCCAGGCCUCGGUUGGUAUUGUCCCAUGCCGUCGUCUUCCUCCGAUCACCGGCUGCAUACCCCGUCUCUCCUUGAGCCGCCGCUGCCCCCACCUUUGCUGCAGGACAAACCUAAGGAGCCGGGAGACGACGCCUGGCUGGAGCCCGCCUCUGUCAAGUCGGUGGACUCAGCCGACUCGGGCCUCUACGAGAGCAUGGAGAGCAAGAAGAGGAGGGUGUCACCCUAUGCCUCCAGCACUGAGAGCUCCCCCCCCAACCGCAACACUGAGUCCAACGAGAAGGACAACAGCAGCGAUGCCGGCUACUAUGGCUUCUACAACAACUGAAAAAAACAAUCCACACCCCAGGCCAAAAAAAAAAACAUCAUUUGUUACCCACUUGCAUACGCAUCCAUUCAACCCAAAAGUAGCUGUUCCUAGAAGGUUGUGUGAAGGUAAAGAGACUUGAGAUGAGAUGACUCUGGAAGGGUGCAAGGCUGGGGGGUUUCUGUAGUAAAUCCUGGAUUGGAGCAGACCUAUGAAGGAACCGUACCUGCUUUGAGGGUAUAUCCUUAUGUUGCUACCAUGAAAGCAAGAUCAAAGUCAGACCAGCAGUGCAUUACACAUAAGCUAGACUAGUCAAGAUACCUCAGUCGGUCUGUUCAUUCAGGUUCUCACACUGGAUCGUUUCCCAAAAAUAAAUAACAUAGAAGUACUUGUUGCAGUGAGAUGCGCUCAAUAGGUACCUUUAAGUAUAAUUGUUUGUAGGGAGAACGGCUUAAAAUCGGGGCGGGGGUCUUUGAAAACAUCCAGGCCUUUGUGAUGCAAAGUAUAUGUUGCUGCCCUAUGAACAUGCAAAUGAAGUGGUUUUUGAGUUCAGCACUGAUGACCAUUAGCAGACUGUUUUACCAGUUCUGUAGCCUAAGCAUUGUUCCUCAGUUACCCAGGUCCAUGCAUGCAACUGGGACCAUUGCCUGACCUUGUAGUGUUGUACAGGUUUGGGCCUAGGAGAUAACUGAUCCUAGAAUGAGCAUGUCCCUUAUAAACUCAUCCUGGAUUUAGCUUCUAAUACUGUGUUUAUUUUCAGUGUCCAACAGCACCACAUGGUGGUAAAACACAGAAAUUGCAAAGCAAGAGAGGUACAGAACACAACGGUAGAAGAUCAUCUCUUAAGAGACCAUUAGUAAAACACAAGUGUCAUGAUUUUGUCCAGUUUUUUUUUUGUCUUCUAGAAUAAAAUCCUACCAUGCAGAGCCUCCACAGACAUUAGUAAAAUGGAUUACAAAGUUUUGUAUUUAGCUAAUUAUUAAAUCUCUGUAAAAUCCCUCCAUAUAUAUAUAUUCCAUAUUACUGUAUCACACACAGCAAGUUAUAGAAGCAAAAUGUUAAAGGCAAUAAAGCUCCUCAGUGUAAUCUAUGUGAAGGGUAAAUGUUUUAGACACCUUGUUUAGAGUAUCAGUGAUCAAACUGAAGAGUCUCUUCCAGUGCAAACAGUGGCUCUACAAAAUGAGACAUGAUCUAAACCUCCAAAUAUUUCACCUUCACAGGUUCUGAUGUUCUCCCCACAGCAGAAGUAGGGAGAACUUUCCAUUCCUACACUAGGGUUGUUAUCCCCUGCUUCCGGAACAGUGGCCUGUACUACGAAGCGGGGUUACUGGCUUAUCGGGGUAACUUGUCAGAUUUAAGGUAGUCUGGGCAAAAUGUAAGUGAACAAAUAUGAAGUCCAUUUAAACUGUGGUACCUUAAAUCCGACAAGUUACCCCGAUAAGCCAGUAACCCCGCUUCAUAGUACAGGCCACAGGUCUUAGUGCCCCUGCCGCAACUGCAAUUAUCAGAUGUAAUUGGAUAGCAUGUGGGCCGCAGAUGCAAAGCUCUUGAUCCCAUCCUCUGUGUGUCCUCCAGUGAACUCUGCCUUUUAUGAAAGGAACAUGUGCUCCCUCUCACACUCACAUACACAAGAGCUGCGGCUCUGGGGGGCCUCUGAUGGCCAUGCCGAUACAGUCCAAUGAGAAAGACUCAGAAUUAAAGUGAAGCAUGUUAUAUGGAUCUUGACAGAUUGUGCGAAAGUCACAUUUACUGCAGACUGAGGAAGGAUGAGAUGUUCAGACACACUGGAAGUGGUAUAGCAAAGACAGAGGUGAUGGUCUUAGUAUUAUAGUGCAGGGAUGGAACGUUCAGGUCCAGAAAGUACAAAUCCAGAGCAAGGUUUUGUUUCUUUCCAUCUCUGCUAUAGUGUAUGCUGCCUUUAAAUUAAUUCUUCUUCAAAAUAAAUAUUCUGGUUUUAUUGUAAUGAUUUUUUUUUAUUUGAACUUCAUACUUUCAGUCUAGCUAGUAAAUAGCAACUUACCCCUUUCACUUGAAAAAAAAUCCCAACAUUCAAGUAGCUAACAAUUAAGAAAGAGUGCAGCAACAAUCCCCCAAAUACAUAUUCCAUUUGCUUAGGAUACAUUCAGAGAUUGCGCAAAGAUAGGAUGCUGGGGCUAGUUCAUGGUAAAUGGAGAACAGUGUAGGACUGCCCACAGAAAGUCUGCGUUAGAAAGGGGAGUGUUGUCCAGUAAAUUGUUCUUCAGUCUUAAAAGAUAGGAUUUAAAAUGUUGGCAAGAAAAUGUAUGUUAAAAUGAGCCAGUCAUUUGCGGAGAUGAUGUUGUCAGUACAGUGACAGUACAGUGAGUUUUGCCAGCCAGAUCAUGAGCGGAGCACAGAGACAUUAAACAAAGGGCAUCUGUGCCUGCAGCUUAGAUUUAGGCAGCUUAGCUCAAAGACAGUCUGUCACAGAAGGAUGCUGGGCAGAUUUGCUUAAGGAGACAACCUUGGUUCUCAAAUAGAGACAAUCGCAAAGAAUGAUGAGAUGGUGUGCUGUACAAGACCCCAGGAAUAUUACAUUUGCUUGUGCAUCAGAACAAUGACUCAUUAAUCUCGAACAUAGAUUCAUGUAAAAUAAAUCUGUUGAAAAAUUCUUUCAUUUGUAGUCCAAAUAGUAGAAUCAAUGUCUGUUUUCCCAGUGAAUGCACUUGUUAAUCGAAUUGCCCCAUAUUGCAAAAUUUGCCUUAUCUCUCUAAAAGUUGUUCUGACAUCCUGGAAACUUUGUAAAUAGCAUAUUAGACUUGUUGUGUCAGGGUAAAGCCCUUCUGCCGCUGUGAUCAUUUCAGCAUUAUUUUCAAGUUUGUCCUUAAGGGAGGGAAACUGGAAUUAUAAACCUGGGACUUGCUCUGUGGAUUUGUUGUGCUUUGUUGCCAUCUAGUGUUAUGAACAAGUGCCUUGGACAAUUUUGCAAGUCAUUGUUGAUUACUGGAAAUGGGUCUUAAUAGUUGCAUUUGGGAUAACACAAGGUUCAGUUAGAAACUGACAUAAUGAAUAAAUAAAUUACAAAUCCUCUUCUAAAAACAAAUUCUUUAUGCACAAAAAAAUGGGAAAUACAAAAGCUGCAAUAGGUGAGAUUGCCAUGGGCGGCCUUUAAUGCAAAAAGCUAGAACGGUGAGUAAUAGAUAGCUUGUGAUAACUGGCUUUUGAAGUCCUACUUCUCCCAUUGUUACAACUUACUAAUAGCUAAAACUAUAUCCGAAUUUUCAUGUGGAAUUAAAGUUAAAUCUGUCAUUGAUAUGCCUUUGAUGGCUAGGACAUCAGUUCAAAUCCCAGGGUUGACAGAGUGAUCUCACAGAUGGGCCCUUAACCCCCAGCUGCUUCAGGGAUUGUCUGACCCUCUUUUUCCGUAAAAUUGUACAUUGCUUUGGAUAAUAGCUGCUAAAUAAAUUAAAAAAUUUAAAAUAUAUAUAUAUACUUUUUGUGUUGGACUUUAAAAACGAAAUUUUAUAUCAAAAAUUGACAUACACUGGCAAAAUGUUCAAGAACUGUAUUUGGCUAAAAUGAUGAUGUAUUGGGUGGCAGCCAUGUAGUGUCGCGGCUCUAAGGUUUGGGGUUCAAAUCUUUCCCUCACUGUGCCGGUUAUGAGUUAUACCCCUGGUAAGCACUCCUGAAUUCCAAAGAAAGCUGACUCUAUUGCCUGUACUAUGUGUUCCUUGUGAUGGACUGGCAUCCCAUCCAGGGUGUCCCCUGCCUUGUGCCUUGUCCUGUCUGGGAUAGGCUCCAGACUCUCACCAUGUGACCUGGUACUAUUGGAUGGUUGAAUGGAUGGUAAAAUGAGAAUUCAUGUCGUAUUGUCUCUGCUUAGGAAGACCCACAAUGUUUUUUUUUUUUUGAAAGAUGGGUUCUAACAGUCCUAAUAAGUUGUUUGUCUUACACUCCCAAAGACAUGCAGUAUUUAACUCAAUCUAGCUGGAUUUGACAAUAUUUUUUAAGAUUUCAUAUAUGGAUAACAGUAGUUGAUUUUUACAAAUAAACUAAAGUGAUCAUGCUAAGAAAUCUUGGGAUUCUAGAGAAGACCGGAUUUAUGAUAUUUUUCUUCUUAUGUUCCGUCUGCACUAUCUGUUUAUGGAAUUAUAAACCUGUUUUCCAUUCUAUGGAUACACUUUAGAAUUGUUUUUGGAUAAAAUGUCUUUUUGAAGCUUAUGGAGAAAGCGUUUCAGAUAUUAGUGACCACAGUAUAAUACAUGUAAAUAUGAAGAAUUUAAAUACAGUAUGUUCUCAUAAUGAAAAAUUAGCUCUAUCUGACAAUUUGUCAAUGAGGAAAAACAUUUAUUUAUUCAAAGCUGACCUUACCUGGUGUAUUGUAAUGAUUUUCUUUUUUUAUUCAGAAUAAAUGUUCAAAUACCAGGAAA